This is a messenger RNA of Cydia splendana, 7900 nucleotides long. It is a transcript of the gene Elys, whose product is annotated as protein ELYS. Lineage: Eukaryota; Metazoa; Arthropoda; Insecta; Lepidoptera; Tortricidae. The coding region runs from base 223 to 7677 and encodes 2484 amino acids. The transcript is spliced from 39 exons. The record is from RefSeq and is a predicted model, not a curated record.
CCGCGCGCGCAGAGUAUCUUAAUAAAAUUCUAAUGGAAAAUUACGCACCAACAGAUUUUUUAUUUAUUUGUACUAUUUAAGUGUUAAUAAAAAUCUAUAGGGUAACGUUUUCCAAAAUAAAAUAUUCGCCGUUCUAAACUUAAACGGCGAAAGUAUAAUGCAUUAUAACCUCAAAGCUGAUAUUGUUUUCCGUUAUAAAUUUUAAAAUCUCUUAAGUUUAAUAUGCAGAAGUUACAAGAUAGUGUUUUUUCGAUCAUAAAGACUACAAACCUUUCACCUGCCGUGUUCAGUUAUUUGCAGCCAUCGGAAAAUGCAGAAAACGUUCCUCUGGGUGGUAUCCUUAGUGACACCAAGCAUGGCUGGCUGGCCCUGGGCACCAAGUUCUGUGUUGUUGAUCUUAGAACCGGGCUGAAGGUAGCCGCUAGGACCUUUGGAGUCCCUUACAGCAACACCAACUGUACAAUCACCAGCGUAAUAGAACUACCCACACCGCUAACUGAAAACUCCAAGCAGCUGAUCAUCUGCCUAGAAUGCGAGGAUCUCACUGGCCUCAUCUGUGUACUCCAUGUUAAUGGCUCGCAGAUCCUCCGGUGCAUCCAGACAGAUGUGGUGAUUACAGAGAUUGCUGUGUGCGAUGAGGUACCCGAUGGGCCGUUGACAUGCUUUGAUGGAGUUAUUAUGGCUGGCUCAAAGAGAGGAGAAAUAUUUGCUUUUGAUCUGAAUAGAGCCAGUCUUAUUCAAGCAUUAAAAGACAUAUCGCAAGGCUACGAGCACCUAGUCCGAAUGGAGUCCAACCCAGCCAACCUAGCGUUCCUGUCCCUCAACGCUGUCCCCCAAAUAGACCAACACAGAGACCAGGCCUUAGAAAACGACGACCAUCUCGCCAUAAUCCUCAACGAAAACUCACUAGUCGAUGGCCAGUAUUUAUUUAGGAACCCAGACGGUUCGAUCCGAAUGAAGGCAAAACAGGAUCAUAUAAGAGUAUCGUCUCUUCAGUAUGUUCCGCAGUUGGGUAGUUUGGCGGUGGGGUAUAAUUUUGGGGCGUUCCAGAUUUGGAAUAUGAUGAGUUUGGAGUUGGAGUUUGCGUCUCAGGUCAAUCGGGAAUGCUUGCCGGUCACGCAUUUUGGAUUUCAGGAGCCCUGUGACGACCCCAGAGCCUUCUGCUAUCUCUGGGCAGUAUUCUCCGUGAUGGAACGGUUCGAGGAAGAAGAGUUCCCUCUGGCUGUCAUGUACUCCCUCACCUAUCAGGGGAAGAGAAUGCUUUCAGACACCAAAUGUCUUUAUCAGGACUUCAUGAUGGCGACCAUCAGGUUUCAAGUGGAAUUAAGUGUGAUGGAGAAUGCGGGACAAUUUAUCGGGGGUCGCUGCGUGUCGUGCCACGCAUACUCCGUCAGUUCCACCUUAGGGGAGGAGGGCGAAGAUAGCAUGCUGAACAUCUGCCAACUAGUCUGGGAGUGUUGGGGCGAGAACGUAAAUUCUGCAACGGAAUAUGGGAUGCUGUUAUUCGAUCUAGACCAGUGGUACAAGGAUCAGAUGCCUUCAACAUACGGCCUACAAAGCAACGCCUUCAUGAGCGCAUCAUGGUGCGGGCAGCUGACCACGGCCGGGACUCGAACCCUGGACGUCCGGCUGCAGCCCGGCUCCGUGACGCCAUACUCGCACGCCACACGCCUCGAGGAACACUUCUACCCCAACUCCAUACAUUACAAUUGCAUCUGUCUAAAUACGUCCGACGCCUGUGUACUAAACACAGCCGGUAUACAGCGACAGAUCAUGGCGUCCAUCGACGACACCGGUCCCACCGCUCUCCUGAACCCGCCGCGGCUCUACCACGCGUGUGUGGCGGCGGGUCUGACGCCGUUGUAUAUGGACGGCUUGUUGACCAACCCCAGUGCGGAGGAGCAACGGAGAUUUCUACUAUCGGUGGCACUGGAAGCUCGCCUGGCACGAUUUCUGAAACGUUGCGCCCAUGACUGGGCCACGGGCAGCCAUCAUGGGGUCGGCUGUACUCUCACAUUCUUGGUGGACUGGUGCUGGCGCCGCGCCAUACAACUAAAAGAAAACGCUAAGGAGCUCACUGCUCCGCUGUUCUCUUCUUCUUCCUUGCCCGACAGGAAUGUAGUGCGAUGCUUGGAGCACUGUGUACAACAGUUGACGCAGUUGACCGGCUUACUGGACGCCAUCCUUACCAAAUGCUGCAACCUCAUAGUUCCUGAUGCUCUGAGCGAGAUCGAGGAGAAAUACAAAGGAGUGGGUACGGUGUCACUUUACUUCCAAGUAGUGCAAUGGUUUCUCCGAGUAGGACUGUUGCCCGAGAGACACCAAGAACUUCCGUAUCCAGCACGGCAGCUCAAUGAAAUAUACACGAAAAGGCGAAUGAAACUGCAACGGUUACAAAGUGGACUACCCGAUGAGGAGUCGAGCAAAUCGUGCUCGUUACUCUACAUCGACCAGCUGAUUGAGCAUGAGUUCGGUGGCGAAAGGAUACAGCAAAUGUGGCUGAAAGGCGGCAGCGAGACCAACGGCCUGUAUCCACCGCCCUCGCUAUAUUCACUCCUGCGACUAUAUCUACUGCCCGACAUCGCUGAGGAACACAAGCACUCACUAGUGCUGUAUCUGCUAGUUGAUUACUCUAUGGUUUAUGAAGUCAGAUACGAGGCGGUGGUGCGGAGGUUGAUGCAGUUCCCGACGAUGUUCGGGUUGAGCAACACCGCCAUUAAAGCCACGCAGGCCUUCUGGCAUCUCGACCACAGGGAUUUCGAUUUCGCCCUCGACCAACUCCAAUGCCUGACGGGCAACACGCUCGCCCCCUGGCAACACCACGCCGUCCUCUCCUCCCUCCUCGCGCAGAACAUGUCGCAAGCCGCCCUACAAUACCUUCACGUUCGAAAACCCGCGCCCAUACAAAACAACAGGGUCAAUGACCAUGAUAAACUAGAAGAUUGGCAGAGCUGUUGUAAUCUAUACUUGGCUAGAAAGUUGGUAUUUGAGGCGCUGGAUGUGGUCAGAAUGUGUGUGCAAAACGCUGGGAGUUUAGAGGAAAAGCUACAUGUGUUAAACUUCUUUUUCAAAGGGUGCCGCAACACAGGACAGUUGUGUAAGAUCCUCCAGGUGACCCUGCUGCCGUUCGAAGAGGAGGCCUUCAUAAAGUACUUAGAGAAGUGCAACGAACCGCACACCUCGGAUAUACUCAUCAUGUACUACUUGCAGCAGGCCAGGUACUUGGAAGCGCAACAACACAACUGUAAACUCCGCCACGCGAAACGCACAAACAUCUCAUCAUCAUCAUCGUCCAUCGUGGACGUGAUGGACCGACAGCAGGCACGCGACACUCUGGUAGAAGUGGUGUGUUCGUCGCUGCCGACCAUAGCGGCCAGAGUGGCGCAUAUGGCGCUCAGCGACCACUGCGAACCGCACAUUCUAGCAGCAAAGCCGAUGUCCGUGUUUGUUCAAGCGAAAUCUCCCAAAAACACGUUUACAUACAAAUCGUCUUUUAUUCAGGACACAAUAGAGAACGCCAGUGAGACCUGGGUAAAUAGACCCAAGAUGAGGCGCGGGAUCAAACGAGCGCUCAACAUUGAGGACACACCCUUCAUCUGUACUCCGAAGUUAUCAAGAACCAAGAGUAUAUUCUCCGACUUCCACUCCUCGGACACGCCGCCCAAGCGCGCCCGCCUCGCCGGCGCCGCCGCCGCCGCCGGCGCCCGCGCGCCGCGGGGAGACCGCGCCAUCAGCCGCCAGCUGGCCACGCUACUAGAUAUGCCCGAAGUGCACACUCCGGAUGGCAACAUAUAUGAUAGAAGCGGCGCUGGGACGCCUCAUAGUAUACUUAAGAUAAGAAACUCGGCCCUCGGUCGCGACGCGCCCUCGCCGGUCGAUUCCCGUUACCUCGGCGAGAGUGAUGACGAAUUAUUGGAGACGGCCAGCAACCACACACACUACAGCGACUCCACCAAUAAACAUCUACGGUUCACAAUCCCGACGGCCUCCGAGUCGGGUUCAACGCCCUCGCCGCAACCCGCUCCUUUUACUGCCGAAGUGCGAGAGAGAGAACCAGUACGACAGAAAGAGAUGGACGAGUCUAUGGAGAGUUUCGUUACUUCUACGAGUACCGCGCAUCCUAUGAAAGAUGACAAUCCUUUCGAGUCUCCUCUGAAGAAAUUAGCUACAGAAGAAAAGGUUUCAUCUCGAAAGUCUUACAAAGAUAACGUUCGGGCGAGACGUUCCCUCUCAAUCUCCGCCAACAGCAGCCUAUCCGAGGACCCGAACACCUCCAUUGAGAGCAUCGCCGACAUACCCAUCACCCUCAUCAACCCCCGCUACCGCAAGACAGAGACGCCUGACCAGCGGGAGCGAGGCAGCGCAUCACCGAACAAGACAGUUGGUGAAGAAAGCAGUUUGUCGCCGAGUCGCAGGACAUCUGAGAAGGGGGAGACAGAGAUGGAAAUGGGGGAAAGAGAUAGCGUGCCGCGGACGCCGCGGGGAAGGCGCGGGAUUAGGGGCGGCGGGGAGAGUACACCGUUGGCUAAUAGAAGUCGUUCCGGCACACCGGAGCACGUCGACUCUCCCAUAAUAACACCGUUGCGGCCGAGCAGAAAUACAAGGAGCAGAUCUCGUACACCGGAAAUAAGUCCGCGUGCGUCCCCUCUAGCUCCUAUCCCGGAACAACCCAGACAGGAAGUGGAAAGUGAACCACAUCCGGUCAAGACCACACUUAGUGUGCAAAGCCGUUUAAGAAGCCGUUCUCGUACCCCUGAUAGAAUGGAGAAGGUGGCCGAAUCUCCGCGCCUCGAGGCCAUCUCGGAGUCUCCCGCCAAGCCAGAGGAGCCCGAGUCGCCGCGAAGAAGACUUCGAAGUCGAUCUCGCUCGCCACAAGUUGAAAUCGAAGUGCCUAAGAGCCCGAGGACUCUAAGAAGCCGUUCAAAGACGCCAGAAAAACUCAUGUCUCCCAAAGCCGACCGCACAAGUAAGGCCAAAAAAUCUCUCACCAGAAUAGUGUUAGAAGCCAACACGUUCAAAGCCAAAAACACUGAACCCGAGCCAGAACAAACUAAAGAAAACGAAGAAUUAAUCGAAUGUACGCCGAUGAAGCCUAAACAAGCCGCUACCAUGGAUGUAUCCUUCUCUCCAAUUGUAAACAAAUCUGUACUCACUGUAACUCCAGACAAAGUACAGUCAGCAGACAGCAGCAAAACUAAUAUCGAAAAUUUACCAGCUUUUACUAAAAUGAACGAAAUGCAAUUCGGUAAAUCGAUACUACAAAGCUGCGAAAGCAGCGCUGUUGAAACUUCACAAGAAGUCGAAAAAGAAAAGGAUAAUGAAUCGGCUAAUAUUAAAACGCUACCAGCAUUUACUUCAAUGAACGAUAGUAUAUUUGCCAAAUCUGUGCUACAUAGUUAUGAAAGCAGUAUUGCAGAAAGCUCGAGCAUACAUGAAGUUUCUGGUACUAAAGAGAUAUCAGUUACAAAAGUAACCAAAACAGAAGUUUCAAUCGCUUGCAAGUCUGUAUUAAAAGACCAAUCCAGUCUUUUGACCAAUGACAGCGAAUCUGAGAGCGAAGAUAAUAAGUCUAAUUGGAAGGAACGUACAGAACGCGUAGAAGGUACGGCGCAGGAUAUCCAGAAGGAGAAGGAGAGAAUAGUUGAGAUUGAGAGGGAGAUUAAUGAGAUAGAGGGAGACAUGAGCGAUGAGGAGGGGUCGACUGAUGAGGAGAUUGUCGAGGGAGCUAAUGAUGAUGAUACUGAUGAAGAGAGUUCGGAGGGAGAUGAUUCAAUGUCAGGUUCCGGCGACGACGAGAUAAUAUCAAUCGGGGACUCGUCAGCCGAGUCCAACGACAUACAACUCGACGAACAGACUUCAUCCGACAGUAACAGACAAAACAGACAGAUCGAAGAACAACUCGACGAACAGACCUCAUCCGAUAGCAACAGACAGAUCGAGGAGCUGGAAGUCAAUGUCAGGGAAAGUCCGGACACGACGGAACAGACGGAUAGAGAUCCAUUGAAUCAGGCGCGCGUUUCGCUGCUUACUGAUGACAAUUCGAUGUCAGAUAAUGAGAUGGAUCUCAAUUACGAUGAUGAUGAUGAGGAGGAGGAGGAAAGUAAGACAACAGAAACGGAUUCAGCGAAAAUUGAAACCGAAACACCGACAACUCAAAACGAAGCAGCAAAAACUGAAACCGUAACAGCAGAAACUGAAAUCAAAACAGCGGAAACUGAAAUCAAAACAGCGGAAACUGAAAUCAAACCAUCGAAAACGGAAACACACGCAGUUAUAAAGAUAGACGUAGUUGUUGAAGAAGUAAAUCCUAUUGAAGAAAAAGAAACUCCUACUGCUGCGGCUGAAGCUAAGAGUGCUGAUGUCGUUGACGCCAGUUCAGUUAUAAAUAAGCCGGAAGAAAUGGAAGUAGAUCCUAUUAUAUAUAAAACAGUUGAUGUCAUUCCUAAAGAAAAUAUUGAAAAAGAUAAGACAGACAAAGAGGCAGCGGCUGAAAAUAAACAAGUUGAAAAAGAAACGAAAGAGUUACAAAAAAUUAUGGAAGCUACAGAACAGUGUAAAAAAACAGAAGAAAAUACAGAAAAGGAAAAACCAGAAUCUCGUCUACGCAAACGCGCAUCGUCAACAGCAUCUAAUAAAUCUAACAAAAAAGAUGAUAAUAAAAUGGAUGUCGACAAAACAGAAAAUGUCGAAAUUAGAAAACCUACGACGAGAAAGCGCGCUAAAUCUACAACCUCCAACCAAUCUGAGGAAGUAGAAGAAACGCCGAGCAAAGUUAGUAAUCCGACUCCGGCUAUGAGAAGGCUUAUGGCUAAACGUGAGUCUAAAGAAGGAGAGAAUAAGGUUGAGAGUUCAGUGACUCCGCAGCGGCGGGCGACGCGCAGUCGGAGUAAGAAUGAUGAUAAUGUCAGUGUGACGUCAGAGGAUUCGGUCAGGUCGACGAGGAGUAAGGCGAGUGAGAAGGAGAAGAAGGGAAGGAAGUCGAUAGUGGCUGUUAAACCGGAACUAAGCGCUAUUCCGGAAAUGUCCGUGGAUGAGUCAAAGGAUGUCAGCGAGUAUUCUAGCUCGAGAAGGCUGACGCGGCACCAGAGGUCGCUGCUGUCCACGCUGGAGCUGCGGCCGCGCGUGGGCCGCGCCGGCGACCACGUGGGCGACGACGAAAGGGAGCCGUUCGACGUGCAACCCAUCGACAGGAUCAGCUUGCUCAACAAGACCGACUUUGAAGGUUCCCCCGACUCGUCCGAGCCCGCGCGACAAUCGCCCGAAACAGAAUCUACCGUGUCGCACUCCUCUGGCCGUAGAACUCCCCGCAUGGCAAGAGCGGCGUCAGAGUCGAGAACUGUUCCGAAAGCGGCCAAAAUUGGCAGAAGAGUUUCUGUAGAUAUUGUGUCGGAGUCGGGGGUGGGGUCGCCCGGCAGCCCGGCGCGGCCCGGGCGGCGGGCUUCCUUCACCAGAGCCUGCGAGGCGCUCCACACGCCUAAAGGACGGCGCGUUUCUACGGAUCUCAGGAAGGAAACAGAUAGUGGGGCGGGCUCCCCCGGCUCGGAGGCGUCGGGCCCCGCCACGCCGGCGCGUCGCGGCCGCCGCGCCUCCACGCAAUCCAAUACUAGCGUCACUAAAGAAACUGGAAAACGGUCCAAAAAGUUAUCGACCGUAGAAGAAAGUGAUGCCAAGAAAUAAUUACUAUUUUUAAGUGUAGGUUAUAUUUAUUUUGUUUAGUUGCAUUUAUUAUAUAAAUAGUCGAACCAGAAAUAAAUUUGUAGUUAUACUGUAAAUUAAGCGUACUUACAUACUAAGGCAUAAUGAAACGCAAUAAAAUAUUAUUUCUGGUGAGCCUAUUAUUAAGUAACUUUUGUUUUAUUUAUUUACAUUUUCCACUAAGAAAUAAAAGUCGGAUUAACAA